AUGCUUGCCGUGCAAAUGGCUUGUAAAUAUAUCAUCGACCACCACCUCACGGAUGUACUCAUCCUCUCCGACAGCAAGUCUGGCCUCACAGAGCUGCGAAACGGCAGUAGCUACAACUGGUUUGCCGUCAGUAUACAUAAACUGUUANCCAUCAAACACAAAUAUAUCGUCCAGCGUCUCCUCUCUGUUCAAAGGCUGUUCGCCAUUAAAAUCAUUCGAGGAUUCAGAACGAUUAGCACCGCUGCUGCAAUAUCUCUUGCACAGCUCACUCCGCUCCCAGCAAAAGUUGCCAUGGUUGCUGACGUGGAAACCUCAAAACUCUCCGGCGUAACAUCUUUUUUGCCCCAUGAAAUCUCUCUCGAGAAUCCAUGUCCUCCGUCUAAAUUACUCCACCCGUCUGACAGAAUUGGCAUACGAUUCGAGGAAAUCACCUCCACACCCGAGCUCACUCAGGCGGGCGCCAAUCACACCUGGCUUAUAUUCACGGACGGAAGUAAAAUUGACGAUCGAGUUGGAGCUGCCUUUGUCGUUAAGGACUCCGCCAACACUCAGCCAUCAGUCAUCAAGAAGUUCAAGCUUCAUGACGACUGUUCGGUAUUUCAGGCGGAAAUGCUUGCCGUGCAAAUGGCUUGCAAACACAUCAUUGACCACCACCUCACGGAUGUACUCAUACUCUCUGACAGCAAGUCUGGCCUUACAGAGCUGCGAAACGGCAGCAGCUACAACCGCUUCGCCGUCAACAUCCAUAAACUCUUACACCAAGCCCGAUCAUCUGGCUAUACCAUCGAAUUCGCGUGGAUUAAGGCCCACGCUGGAUUCGAUGGCAACGAAGAAGCAGACUUGGCAGCAAAGGCUGCUGCAAGAAUGCGCAGAAUACCAGACUUCCAAAGAGUACCCAUCAGCCUCGUUAAACAUCAAAAUAGGCAAAAAUGCAAAGAAUCGGCCAAAACUUUGUAUAUGGACCCGAACACCUGCGUCCAUACAAGAUCUCUCCUGCCAACAUACAACACCUUGCAGGAGUUCAUAAAGAUCGUUCGGCCGGACUUUGCCACCACCCAGCAGCUCUGCAAACUGCACUAA
Molecule: messenger RNA, 1080 nt
Organism: Ostrinia furnacalis (Asian corn borer)
Lineage: Eukaryota; Metazoa; Arthropoda; Insecta; Lepidoptera; Crambidae
Exons: 2
Coding region: 1-1080 (359 amino acids)
Molecular function (GO): nucleic acid binding; RNA-DNA hybrid ribonuclease activity
Source: RefSeq, a predicted model, not a curated record